Messenger RNA from Myxocyprinus asiaticus (Chinese sucker), 3328 nucleotides. RefSeq names its product muscle RAS oncogene homolog a (gene mrasa). Gene Ontology annotation, cellular component: plasma membrane. Gene Ontology annotation, molecular function: GTP binding; GDP binding; GTPase activity. The transcript is spliced from 7 exons. The record is from RefSeq and is a predicted model, not a curated record. NCBI's taxonomy places the organism in Eukaryota, Metazoa, Chordata, Actinopteri, Cypriniformes, Catostomidae. The coding region runs from base 281 to 907 and encodes 208 amino acids. Gene Ontology annotation, biological process: signal transduction.
GGAUAUGUUACAUUGUAAUUUCAUAAGGGCGGAGGAAAAUGUCUUAUUAUUUUUUCAUUUAAGGUGAAGGGCAGAUCCUGUCUUCACUAAACCUGUUGACUAUGCUUAACUCACAGAUACAGGACAUGCCGAAGAGGUGUCAGGAUAUUUGCACACUUAGUAAAUCACCCAACCCAUCACUGCUCCAACUGGAGUGUUCCCUAACCACAGAAAACUUCAUUCAAACUUUUAAGAUGCAGAUUUAGCUUCUGGAUUUAACAUAAAAUGUAUAGCUGUUAUCAUGGCAACCAGUGCAGUCCCUAGCGACAACCUCCCAACAUAUAAACUGGUGGUUGUGGGAGACGGAGGUGUGGGCAAGAGUGCUCUUACCAUCCAGUUUUUCCAGAAGAUUUUUGUGCCAGAUUACGAUCCUACUAUUGAAGACUCCUACUUGAAACACACAGAGAUUGAUGGCCAGUGGGCGAUUUUGGAUGUUUUAGACACAGCUGGUCAAGAGGAAUUCAGUGCCAUGCGAGAGCAGUACAUGAGGACUGGUGAUGGUUUCCUCAUUGUGUUCUCUGUGACGGACAAGGCCAGCUUUGAACACGUUGACCGCUUCCACCAGCUCAUCCUACGAGUAAAAGACCGGGAGUCUUUCCCCAUGGUCUUGGUGGCCAACAAAGUGGACCUGGUGCAUCUGAGGAAAGUGACAAACGAACAGGGUUGUGAGAUGGCUGCCAAACACAAUAUUACCUACAUUGAAACAAGUGCCAAGGAUCCCCCAAUGAAUGUGGACAGAGCCUUUCAUGAACUGGUCAGAGUUAUUAGACAACAAGUUCCAGAGCGGAGUCUGAAAAAGAAGAAAAAGAUGAAGUGGCGUGGAGAAAGAGCCAUGAAUUCCCACAAGCUUCAUUGUGUGAUGUUGUGACUACCUCUCCUGUUGAAAUUAUCAGUGUUUGGCAUGAUAAGCUGCCACAGAAUAGAAUGGAUCUGAAUGGAGAUCUGCACUAAUUGGAGGACCACAGACUUGGGUAUCAAAAAACUCAUAUGAAGUCAGACAAUCUCUUCCUGUCUCAGGGAUAUUAGGAGAUUCAAGGGAUCACUGCACUCAGCCAGGCCAAGGAGGAGCUAACUGAAUAUCCUGAAAGAGACACAGUGUCCUAACCAGCCAGGACACAUCAAGUAAUAUACCUGUCCUCAGUGAAAGCAAAAAUGCUGCACGAAGCAACAAAAUCACAGCCAAUCAGAACCUGACUGAUUUUGAAUAGAUACAUAUGUUAAGCUGGAUUUUGGACUAUUGAGAUUUCACUGUGGGCAGGGCUUCCCAGUGAGACGAAAGUGUGACAAAAUGUCACACGUUAAUUGUUGCAGUCGUGGUCGGUUCAUAAAAACUUGGCUUACAUGGAAUCGUACAUUUAUCAAUUAAAUCGGUGGAGUAGCUCCACUUCUAGUUACUAGUAAGUGUUCCUACUGCACAAUAGCAUCCAACUGUAUCAGUAGGCGGAUAACAUGAGGUCCACAUACAUUUUCAUUGGUUCAUUGCUGCAUCAUGUUGCUAUUCAUUUAACUCAGUUAAACUGCUCAAAUUUACUGCAUCUCCAAUGGUCAUUGUCGCUCAUGCUGCCUCAUAACCAACUCUUAUUGACUUCCAAUCACUUUGUUUCUUUGUGAAUGUACCUUUAUUGCUUUAUCAUGUUGUGUGGGGUUAGGACACGGUGUGAGAAUUUGCACAUGGACAGCGUUAGGGCUGAAACGAUUAGUCGACGUUAUCAACAGCGUCGACAAUAAAAAUUGCCGACAUAAAUUUUCGUUGUCGAAUAGUCAUUUGAUCUCAUUUAACAUAACACGAGAUCACAUUAAACUGUAAUGAUGACGCGUGAGAGCAGCACUGCAGUUCGUGCCUGACUGAGGAGAGGAAGAAAACAGCUCACCGUCCAGACACACUCUAAACUUUCCAAACAGCUUCAGGUGAUGUAGCUCACAAAGUAUGAGGGAAUAAUAAAAACUAAGUAAAUACAGAAGCACUCUUGUUGUGAAAUAAGCAGAGCUGGAGCUGCUGCUCCAUUGAAGCAAAACUUGUGUGUCGAGCAUCUUUAAAGGAAACACCCUGGCAUUACAUCUUUAAUGCAGUUAUAUUUAACGCAUUAUAGCUUUAUUAAAGUUCAAAUAAUAAGGAAGCAGGUCAUGUAAAUAACUACAAACUCUGAAACUUGCAUUUCUCUGUGUGUUCAGUGCCUCUUCUAUGAGUUGCACAAAUGUCCUGAUCUAAGGGGGAGAGAUUGAAACUGCACCCGGCGUGCUUGCUGCAGCUAAAUUAUAGCAUGAUGGCUCGUGAUUUAUUGAAUCAUAAUAUAUCAUAAUAUAUGUGUCACUGUGCAUUUCUUAUUGUGAAGAAAAUUGGCAAUACACAGCUUUAUUAAUAAGAGAGAGGUUUUUUUUUUUUUUUUUUUUUUUUUUUUUUUUUUUUGUGAGUUAAAGAUGGAUUGAACUGAACAGAAAGGUGAGAGAGGGUAGUCUUUGCCCCAUUACACACUGCAACAAAAUACGCUUUUGAUUUGUUUUUGUUUUGGCUUGUUUUCCAAAAAUAAUAUCUAAAACUCAUUUAAAACAACAUACAUUUACUUUAGCAGCUAUACUGCAAAUAAAAGAUGUUAAUCUGAGAAUGUUGAAUAUAAUAUUAAAGAUACAAAUAUUUUAAAAUAUCUAAAAUCCUUUAAAAAAAGAUGCAUUCACCUGAGAAGCAGCAUAUAAGAUAUUUAGAUAUUCAGAUAUUUAGAAAAUAAGCAUAUUUUGUCCUUACUGAACUCACAGAAGUAUAACAAAGUGAAAAAAUACACUUAUAUACAAAAUACAUUAUAUUUAAGAUACAUUCUCUUAAAGCAAGUCAAAAUAUAUUAUAUGUUGCUUCUCAAGUAAAUGUAUCUUUUUUUUAAGGAUUUUUAGACGAUUUUAAAUGGAAAAAAAGACAAAAACACUUGAUAACAAUAGGAUUUUUUGCAGUGAAUUGUUUUUACUGAAUUAAAUUUCAUAAAUAUUUUUUUCCCUUUAAUUCAAUGAUUGUCAUUUAGAGGUAUUUUUAAAAGAUGAUUCUGUCCUCUGUAUUGUUAGCAAGCAUGUUUAAUACAAUCUUUUAAGUCGGGGCACACGCUGAAUAGUUGGUUAAGAGCCUAUGAUUAAUCAUUGCAAUAAUCGCAGAAUAGUCGAAUAAUCAUUCUAAUAAUCGUUAGAUAUGUUGAAUAUCAAAAUAAUUGUUAGUUGCAGCCCUAGACAGUGUUAACAUUCCACAUAGGAUAGGGACAUUGUUUCUAUAAGUUCUAAAACAAAGAUUAAAAUCUGCCUUAAUAAUGAA